This is a messenger RNA of Saimiri boliviensis boliviensis (Bolivian squirrel monkey), 1581 nucleotides long. The record is from RefSeq and is a predicted model, not a curated record. Lineage: Eukaryota; Metazoa; Chordata; Mammalia; Primates; Cebidae.
AGCUGUUAAAACCGCUGCCCUUGCACUUUGGAAUCGCAUCUCGAGACUCGCUAGGCGCCCCAGCCGCAUCCCUCCAGCAGCGGCCGGCGGCCCGGGACCCGCGGGCUGUGAACCAUGUACACCCGCAGCAGAGCGGUGAGCUCCGGGCUCGGCGCCUCCCCUGCCUCCCGCCCGGCCCGGGACCCCCGGGACCCUUACGGGCGGCACGGGGAGCUGGGCCCGCUGCAAGACCAGAGACAGGGUUUGGAGGCAGCCCCCGAGAACCCUUCGCGGGAGAGCAUCGUGCAAGCCGGUCAGAGGCACACAAGUGCAUAUACCAUGAUAGCACCAAAUGUAAACCGAAGAAAUCAGAUACAAAGAAUUGCGGAGCAAGAGCUGGCCAACCUGGAGAAAUGGAAGGAGCAGAACAGAGCUAAACCACUUCACCUGGUGCCCAGGCCGCUAGGUGGAAGCCAGUCAGAAACUGAAGUCAGACAGAAACAACAACUCCAGCUGAGGCAAUCUAAGUACCAGCAAAAGCUAAAAAGAGAAGAAUCUGUAAGAAUCAAGAAGGAAGCUGAAGAAGCUGAACUCCAAAAAAUGAAGGCAAUUCAGAGAGAGAAGAGCAAUAAACUGGAGGAGAAAAAAAGGCUCGAAGAAAACCGUAGAAGAGAAGCAUUUAGAGAGCAUCAGCAAUACAAAACUGCUGAGUUCUUGAGCAAACUGAACACAGAAUCUCCAGGCAGAAGUGCCUGUCAAAGUGCUGUUUGUGGCCCACAAUCCUCAACAUGGAAACUUCCUGUUCUGCCUAGGGAUCACAGCUGGGACAGAAGCUGGGCUUAUAGAGAUUCUCUAAGGGCGGAAGAAAACAGAAAAUUACAAAGGAUGAAGGAUGAACAACAUCAAAAGAGUGAAUUACUGGAACUUAAGCGACAGCAGCAAGAGGAAGAAAGAGCCAAAAUCCACCAGACUGAACACAGGAGGGUAAAUAAUGCUUUUCUGGACCGACUCCAAGGCAAGAGUCAACCAGGUGGCCUCGAGCAAUCUGGAGGCUGUUGGAAUAUGAAUAGCAGUAACAGCUGGGGUAUAUGAGAAAAUAUGGACUCUCAUCUGGCUUUUGUCAGCUGACCUUGAAAAGUCUCAUGAAAUACUUUUGAAUGAGAUUUUGUUCAGUCUUACUGUUUUUGCCUUGAUUCCAACUGCCCACCCACUUGACUGAUCUUUCAGGAAUGACUGGUUUCUCCCUGUCCUCAUUUGUGCAUGUUUGCAGAAGCUGAUUACUGAACUCAUUUAAUUUCUACUGCCAGUGAAAUGCUACAUUAUUUUUUUAAUUGGAAGUAUAAUUAGAGUAAUGUUGGUAAAGUAAAAAAUGAGGGGGUCACUUGAUGCUUUCAGGUUCAUCAGAGUUGUGGGUGCUACAGGCUAGUCUCUCUAAGUGACAAAUUCUUACUGAAUCCUCAGAUCAGGUUUUGGAAAGCUUUGGGAGGUCUUUUUAGAUUUUAAUCCAUACUUUCUUAAUCUGUGGUAUAAAUAUGCACACAAAAAAUUGAUGUCUUAUAUUCUUUUAAACAAAUUAUAAAUAAAUUUUGAACUACUUCUGUA